GUUGUAAAUCCAUUCAUAAAUUUCUCCAUUGAAUGAUCGGUUUUUUCUCGUGGGCGAACGUCCAAAAUAUGAUCCGGCGAGUUUUUAAAUCAGUGGCGUCUCGUCCUUCAGUUUUUUAUCAUUUUUAUUUGAAUUCAAAGCAAACAGAAUGUCAAUUAACGUGUUAAAAGCUAAAAGAUUCCAGCAAUAAAAUUACCAUUUGUUGUGUACAGUUCUCGUUCAAGGCUGGUUAAGUGUUUUGAUUUUUUUGGAAAAAAAGUGGCCAAAUGUGUGUUUGGAUCAUUGCUAAACACAAUUAACAAUGUGUAAACAUUCGCAAUUGAUUGAAAAUUUUGUUACAGCAGGAAAAGUGCGAACGAUGGACAAACAAAUGUGAGGAUGGAAGUUUAUUUUUUGAUCGGUGUUUUUUUAGUUAAUGCACCGCAACGUACUGUGACAGGAUUAGAGCAAAAUAAAAUAUGCCCUAUUCUGGGGUACUUCCAGUGCGAGAACACCACGAUUUGCAUUCCGCAACAGAACAACUGUGACGGAAAAGUCGACUGUCCAGGUGGGAGCGACGAAGUUAUCGGGUGCGAUGAUCGAGCCAAGGACGAUUAUUGGGACCACCAGUUCAAAAAAAGACCAUCGGCUCUCAACGACCACUUGGCCCAUAUUUGCAAUUUGAGUUACAACGGAAGUUGCGUUUGUCGCGGCCGCGAUUUGUUAUGUGGUCAUAAAAACAUGGUUAAAAUACCGGGGGAUUUACCCGCUGAUAACAUCACGUUAUUGGAUUUUGAAGGCAACAAUUUCGGUGUUUUGAGCGGCAAUGUUUUGGAAAAAGUGCCGCUCUUUGUCGAGAAAAUCAACUUUGCUCACUGCAACAUCGACGAGCUAAAACCGCACACAUUUCACCAACUGACCCACAUCCAUGAUUUACACUUAGACAACAACGAUCUCAAAACGUUUCCUUCCGACUUGUUCCCCGAAAGCAACAAUUUACGUCUGUUAUCCGUAACGCACAAUCAUAUAUCGCGGAUUUCGAGCGAUGCUUUUAGGAAAUUGCGAGCGCUGGAAGAACUGGAUCUGAGUGGGAACAAAAUCAGCGAAAUCAAGAGAGAAGUGCUAGCGCCGCUUGCAAAACUGCGCCUUUUAAUUCUGAGGAAUAACCAAAUACGAUACAUCAGCAAUUCCACCUUUCCACAACUGCCUUUGCGCAAAUUAUCCUUGAUAGAAAACAGGAUCGAUCGCUUGGACCCGGGGGCUUUCGCAAAUUUGACACAACUCCAAGAAUUAUAUCUGACCAACAAUCGCUUGGUGCACUUGAAAAAUGGGACGUUUUUCAACCUGAGCCAGCUCCUCGUCUUGUUUUUAGGUGACAACUUUAUAAAAACAAUCGAAGUCGGUGUGUUCAUCGACGUACUCAAUUUAACAUCCUUGACACUCGAGCGGAACCAAUUCAGGACACUGGACAAGAAAGUGUUGGCGCCGUUAACAAUCCUCCAGCACAUUUACUUCGACCGGUUCGAGCUUUGUGAAAGCGCGCUCCACGUCCGCGAUUGCGAGCCGAAAGGCGACGGCAUCUCAAGUCAGUAUCACCUGUUGGACAGCAUCGUCUUGAGGACGAGUGUUUGGAUUAUAGCAGCGAUCGGUUGUACCGGAAAUUUGAUCGUUUUGUUGGGUCGUUUACUCGCGCCCACCAACAACGUCGUCCACUCCCUCUAUCUUCGCAAUUUAGCCCUUUCGGACCUCCUUAUGGGGGUGUAUCUGUUUGCGAUUGCGAUUGCCGACCAACAUUACAGAGGGGAUUAUUUGAGGUAUCAGUACUCCUGGCGGCACAGCUACGUGUGCAAUAUAUGCGGUUUUCUGAGCACCCUCUCGUGCGAAUCGUCCGUUCUCAUCCUCACGCUGGUGACGUGGGACCGAUUUGUUUCGGUAACGCAACCCCUAGCCAGAAAACAACCCUCGCCGAAAACGGCCGCUUUCACCCUCGUCGUUCUGUGGAGUAUAGCGGCGGCUGUGGCUUUGGCACCGCUAUCCGAAGGCUAUUUCGGUGAUGAAUUCUACGGCAAUAAUGGUGUGUGCUUGCCCCUGCACAUACACGAGCCCUACGCCAAGGGUUGGGAAUAUUCCGCGGCCAUGUUCAUGCUAGUCAACGCAUUAGCCCUAACAUUCAUUUGUUACGCUUACAUGCGGAUGAUAAACGAAAUCAUAGCAAGCGGCGUCGCGUGUCGAUCAACCCGUCAAAGUCAAGAACGCGAUAAAGUGGCCCAAAGAUUCGGAAUAAUUGUCUUCACCGACUGUUUAUGCUGGGUCCCUAUCAUAGUCGUCAAGUUGGUAGCGCUCGCAGGUUAUCCAAUCCCUAAAGAUUUGUACGCCUGGCUUGCGAUUUUCAUUCUACCGAUCAACUCGGCCCUGAAUCCGGUCCUGUACACGCUCACGACCACAGUUUUUAAAAAACAGAUGAGGAAAAUUUUAAAUUCUUGCAUUCGGAAACGAAGACCCGAACCACAUUCGGCGUCCGAAUCGGGGUUCAGUUUAAGUUUUGGGGUUUUUCCAAAAGGGGGCAGCACCAGACGGAUUUUGAGUUACAGGGGGACGCAGAGUAGUCUCACAGCGAGUAAGAAUAGCUGGAAGAGGACCCCCACAGCUGUCUGAUAAUUGUACUAAACGUAUUUUUCCGUAUGUGUCAUAAAUACGGGUAUCUAAAAGUUAGGAUACGAAAAGACGUACAAAAAAAACGUUCCCGUCCUUGAUAGUUCAGUUACUAUCGCCAGAGGGCGCUGUACCAUUACCGUCUAAGUUUUCAUACAAACUGUUGUAUUUGUAUAAUGGUUAAAACAAAGCAAACAAAAAAAUACAGUCAAAUAGAGAAUUAAAUUCUCAAUAGUAGGACAUAAACACAAUGCAAAAAAAUUAUCGUAAACUGUAUUUUAAAAAAUUUCAAACAUUUACCAAAUUGCAGUCUGCCUCAUAUUUUUCAAAACGCUGCGAAUACGGUGACAGAUGCAAGAAAAUUGUUAGGAGAAAAGUUGGAGAGAAUUAAAUUUCCUACAAAAAAGUCCGCGAGACCAUAUCUCUAUCUUGAGUCAUUCAGGCCCCAAAGUCGUUCAAAGACGCUAAAGCGACAAAGUUGCUUCAUUGUGCCGGUGGUCAAGUUAAAGUUAAUUCAUACCUAAACCGUUGAAGGUAAAAAUACGGAGUGGCAGACUUUUUAUAGAAAAUUUAAUUAUAUAUAAGUUUGUUUCUUGCAUUUUUAUUGUAUCUUCAACCGUAUUCGCAGCGUUCGCAAAAAUAUACAGUGGAACGCAAAUUAAUAAAUCUAAGCGAUAAGUCUUUGCGCACGGGUGGAGAUGCAAAAAAAUUUUUAGGAACAAAGUUGUAGAAAAUUAUUAAUUCAUAAUUAAUAUUAAAAAGCCCGCGACAUCUUAACGCUCGAAGCGCCCUCAUAUUUAUUCUUCCGAAGUAUAUCUUUUUGGGUACGAUUUAGUUUCGUCGUUUCGUCUCCUAACUUAUAGUCCUCCGUAGUCAUAAAAUAGGAUUAUUGUUAAGUAAGGACAUUUCAAUGUUAAAAAAAUGGGGAAAUACGUUUCAAACAUGUAAAUAGUAACAAUAAGUGUAUUUUUUAUAUUUACAAUAAUUACAUUGUUUAAGAAAUCUGUGAUCCUUAAUGUACUUUGUGUGGAAAAUAAAUAAUUUUACGCAACAUUA
Messenger RNA from Tribolium castaneum (red flour beetle), 3687 nucleotides. It is a transcript of the gene Lgr4, whose product is annotated as Leucine-rich repeat-containing G protein-coupled receptor 4. The coding region runs from base 379 to 2634 and encodes 751 amino acids. NCBI's taxonomy places the organism in Eukaryota, Metazoa, Arthropoda, Insecta, Coleoptera, Tenebrionidae. Gene Ontology annotation, biological process: activation of adenylate cyclase activity; adenylate cyclase-activating G protein-coupled receptor signaling pathway; hormone-mediated signaling pathway. Gene Ontology annotation, cellular component: plasma membrane. The record is from RefSeq and is a predicted model, not a curated record. The transcript is spliced from 20 exons. Gene Ontology annotation, molecular function: G protein-coupled peptide receptor activity; protein binding.